This is a messenger RNA of Erigeron canadensis, 1656 nucleotides long. RefSeq names its product F-box/LRR-repeat protein 3. Gene Ontology annotation, biological process: SCF-dependent proteasomal ubiquitin-dependent protein catabolic process. NCBI's taxonomy places the organism in Eukaryota, Viridiplantae, Streptophyta, Magnoliopsida, Asterales, Asteraceae. The transcript is spliced from 2 exons. Bases 101 to 1372 code for a protein of 423 amino acids. The record is from RefSeq and is a predicted model, not a curated record. Gene Ontology annotation, molecular function: protein binding. Gene Ontology annotation, cellular component: SCF ubiquitin ligase complex.
GUUGGGUCCACAUUCAUUCACUCACUAAACAAUCAAACUCAUCCCAAACUCAACAAAACAGCUCAUUAGGUUUUGUUUCCCUCAAUCCAAUCAUUCUCAAAUGGAUAAUAAAAUCAACCAAAAACAUGUAGAAGAUGAUAACAAUAAUGAUAAAAAUAUAUAUUGCUGUAUAAAUGAUAGAUUAAGAGAUGAUGAACUGAGAGCAGUUUUAUGUAAACUUGAAUCAGAUAAGGAUAAGGAAAUAUUUGGUCUUGUUUGUAAGAAAUGGUUGUAUCUUCAAAGCACAGAAAGGAAGAAGCUUUGUGCACGUGCAGGCCCACAUAUGCUUCGAAAGAUGGCUGCAAGAUUCACUCGCCUUAAAGAUCUUGAUCUGAGUCAGUCAGCAUCAAGAUCUUUUUAUCCUGGUGUUACUGAUUCAGAUCUCUCUGUUAUUGCUUCUGGGUUUACUGCUUUGAGGAUGCUCAAGCUUCAGAAUUGUAAAGGUAUCACCGAUUCUGGAAUGGCAGCCAUUGGAUCUGGUCUGUCAUCUCUGCACUCAUUAGAUGUCUCAUACUGUAGGAAGCUAACGGAUAAAGGAUUAUCAGCUGUUGCAGAGGGUUGCCAUGACCUGAAAAGCUUACAUCUUGCUGGUUGCCGCUUUGUUACGGACAUCCUUUUAGAAUCUCUAUCUAAAAACUGUCGUAGUUUAGAAGAACUGGGUUUGCAAGGUUGCACCAACAUUACUGACGUUGGAGUCAUAGCUCUAGUUAACGGAUGUAAACACCUAAAGCAUUUGGAUGUAAACAAAUGUACUAAUAUCGGAGAUAUUGGAAUAUCCACCAUUGCAGAAGCUUGCUCAACGUCCCUGAAAACAUUAAAGUUGCUCGAUUGUUAUAAACUUGGAGACAAAUCUAUAUUCACUGUUGCUAAUCUCUGCAAAAAUCUUGAGACUCUGGUAAUUGGAGGCUGUCGGGAUUUAUCCAGUGAAUCAAUAACAUCACUGUCUGCUUCUACUCAAAGUCUCAGGAUCUUAAGAAUGGAUUGGUGUUUAAAUGUUUCAGAUGAGUCAUUAAAUCGCAUUCUUUCACAAUGCACUUGUCUAGAGGUUCUUGAUAUUGGCUGCUGUGAGGAGGUGACAGAUGCUGCUUUUGAGGCAUUGAGGAAUGAGGGGUUUGAGUUGGGUUUGAAGGUUUUGAAAAUCAGCAAUUGUCCAAAGAUUACUGUGUCGGGAAUAAGUAUGGUUUUGGAGUCAUGCAGGUCACUGGAAUAUCUUGAUGUGCGGUCAUGUCCUCAUAUUACUAAAGCCGGUUGUGAUGAAGCUGGACUGAUAUUUCCUGAAUCUUGUAAGGUGAAUUAUACUGGGAGUUUAGUGGAGCCCGAUGUAUUAAUUUAAAUACACGCGAUGGGAGUAUAUUUAUGGUCCAGCCAACGGAAGGAUGUGGCAUUCUGGAUGUUCGUUGGUCAUUUGUUGCUUCUCUUGUGUACUUUAUUGUGUAUGUAUAUUAUGCUGAUUAUAACUUGUUGGUCAAAAUUGUUUAAAGUUUUUUUUUUUUUUUUGGAUUGUUUCCUGUUUUGAAAAGUGUGUUAAUUUUUUCAGAUUCAAAUUCAAGAUCAACCUGACAGGUGUGCUGUUUCUUAGAUUAUAAAUUUAAAAGUGUUGUUUUGUUUGAGUAGCUA